AUGGAUAUACUUGUCGGUUGGCUUGCUGAUCGUUCAAACUACCAACGCUGGCGCAGUGGUAACGCUGUUGUUGAAACGGAUCAUCAACAACGCAUUCCCAAAAAGAUCCUCUUGGAAGAGAUUCUUACCAAGAUGCGUCAAGCUGGUAUCCACCAUCGCCUUCCCAAAGAUGUGGCAAGCAAAAUCUCUACCCUACAAAGCAACUAUCGAGCAGCCUGUGAAUGGAUGAAUACCGAAGCAAGACGUUUACGCAAAGCUGGUGUUUCAGAACACACCAUCCAUGAGGAGGUCGUCAAGCACUUUGCCUAUUGGGAUGCUCUUAAUCCAAGCUUUGGUCAUUAUCGAUGUUCUUCAAGUAGUGGACCCAUGGCCAUCAGCAGUCUUAUGGACCAACAGCAGCAGCAGCAGCAACAACAACAAGAAGAGCAACAAUCGAAUCAUUCCGACGAUGACCAAGUGGAUGAAUUAGAUGAAGAUGAUGAAUACCAAGAGCCUUACCAUGGAGAUGGUAACCAUAGAAACGCAAGAAUUCUUAAUCACCAACACACAACACAACAAAAGAAGCGACGACGGCGUAUGUAUCAAGAUGAAGACAUGAAUGAAAAUGAUAACUCGAGAAUAACAAAAAGGAGGAAUAGCACCAGCAGUAGCAGCAACAGCAGUGCGGCAAGUAAUGAUUUAUUGCGUAUCUUGAACCAUACAUGUCGUCCAACACCAUCAUCCUCUUCAAAUAAUACCGUAUUGUCAACAUCCUCCUCCACAGCCCAUCAUCACCAUCCUAGUGCAUCAUCCGUUGACUCUGUUCUUGCUGAUUCAUUCAUUGAGAUCAACCGUGAAAAAGAACCCAUCACGAGGAAACGUUCAUCAUCCAACAAUAACAAUCAUCAUCAACAUGUAUUACGAUUCCUUCAUGGCAAACAAGCUGAGCAAGAACAACUAUUGAUUGAAAAAGAGAGCCGAAUUCGUGCCAAGGCCGAGUUGGUGAAGCAUUUGAUGAAAGCUGGCUUCUCGGAAGAAGAGAUCACUGAACAGCUCAGCCAGCUCUAG
Messenger RNA from Lichtheimia ornata, 1047 nucleotides. RefSeq lists its product as uncharacterized. Bases 1 to 1047 code for a protein of 348 amino acids. The transcript has 2 exons. NCBI's taxonomy places the organism in Eukaryota, Fungi, Mucoromycota, Mucoromycetes, Mucorales, Lichtheimiaceae. The record is from RefSeq and is a predicted model, not a curated record.